Molecule: messenger RNA, 444 nt
Organism: Gloeophyllum trabeum ATCC 11539
Lineage: Eukaryota; Fungi; Basidiomycota; Agaricomycetes; Gloeophyllales; Gloeophyllaceae
Product: OsmC-like protein
Exons: 4
Coding region: 1-444 (147 amino acids)
Biological process (GO): response to oxidative stress
Source: RefSeq, a predicted model, not a curated record
AUGACGCUCAAAGACGUCAAGUACACGGCACACGCGACCGCGCGCGGCCAGGGGCGCAACGGCGAGGUCAAGUCGCACAACGACGCGGGGCUCACGCUGCGCCUCGCGAUGCCCAAAUCGCUCGGGGGCAAGGGCGACGGGCAGAACCCAGAGCAGCUCUUCGCCAUGGGGUACAGCGGUAAUACCAUGAACACACAUUCAUCUUCACUUGCUAGGCUGGUGGCGAGCAAGAAGGGACGGGAGGCGCAGGAGCAGGCGCGCAAUGCGGUGGUGCACACCGACGUGCACAUGGGCGAGCCGAAGGACCUGGGCGGGUACGGGCUCGCGGUGGACGUCAAGGUCGAGGGAGUCGACGACGAGGAGCUCAUCCAGGCGGGGCAUGAGGCUUGUCCGUACAGUCGCGCGCUGAAGCACGGGGCGGUGGUCAAGGUCUCCAAAGCAUGA